Lodderomyces pseudojiufengensis is the source of this 2442-nucleotide messenger RNA. It is a transcript of the gene VPH1, whose product is annotated as H(+)-transporting V0 sector ATPase subunit a. Bases 1 to 2442 code for a protein of 813 amino acids. Gene Ontology annotation, molecular function: proton-transporting ATPase activity, rotational mechanism; ATPase binding. Gene Ontology annotation, cellular component: vacuolar proton-transporting V-type ATPase complex; vacuolar proton-transporting V-type ATPase, V0 domain; fungal-type vacuole membrane. The record is from RefSeq and is a predicted model, not a curated record. Gene Ontology annotation, biological process: proton transmembrane transport; vacuolar acidification. The transcript has a single exon. Lineage: Eukaryota; Fungi; Ascomycota; Pichiomycetes; Serinales; Debaryomycetaceae.
AUGUCAGAGAAAGAGGAAGCUGUGUUCCGUUCUGCGGACAUGUCUUUGGUGCAAGUCUAUAUCCCAACUGAGGUAGCGAGAGAAAUAAUCUAUAAGAUCGGUUCAUUAAAUAUCAUUCAAUUUAGAGAUUUAAAUUCAAAAGUAAAUGAAUUUCAAAGAUCUUUUGUCAGGGAGUUAAGAAGACUAGACGAUGUUGAAAGACAAUUCAAUCUAUUUAAGAAAGAGUUAGAUUUCAAAGAUAUUCCAAUCAAAACAUUCCCUUAUGAAUUUUCGAUUCCUCAAAUUUCAGAAAUAGAUGAACUCAUUGAAAACUCAAAAUUAUUGGAAGAUAGGGUUGUUCAAUUAAGAGAUUCGGUAGAUACUUUAUAUAGUAGUCAAAAUAAUUUAAAGCAAUUUAAAUCUUCCAUAUUAGCGGUUGAUAAAUUUUUCAACUUAGCAAAUGACGGGAACAUCAGAAAUGAAGAAAAUGCAGUUUUGACUCAAUUGACACAAUCACAAUCUGGAGAUGUAUGGCCUGUAUCAUCAUUUAUUGCAGGGGUGAUAAAUCGUGAUAAAGUUGGUUUAUUACAACAAAUUUUAUGGAGAAUUUUGAGAGGUAAUUUGUAUUAUCAUUACGAGGACAUAAACGAAGAGAUAUUUGAUAUUAAACACAAUGCUUAUGUUGCCAAAAGUUCAUUUAUUAUAUUUUCCCAUGGUGCAAUGAUUCAUGAGAGGAUUGUCAAAAUUUGUGAAUCCUUAGAUGCAGAAAUUUAUGAUGUCGAUUCUUCCUCACACAAAAGAGAGGUGCAAUUGACUGACAUUAAUGCAAAAUUGAAUGAUUUAUCAACGGUCUUGAAUGAGUCUGAGAAUGCUUUAGCUUCAGAAUUGAUCGCUAUUAGCCGUGACUUGGGAAAAUGGUGGGAAAUAAUAGCAAGAGAAAAAGCAGUAUAUAAAACCAUGAAUUUAAGUGAUUAUGACAACUCAAGAAAGACUCUUAUUUGUGAAGGUUGGACUCCAACAGACUCAUUAGGUGAUUUAACAAAAACUAUACAGGAUUAUGAUCAAGCUCAGUCUAUCCCAACCAUUAUCAACGUAUUGAGUACAAAUAGAAUCCCUCCAACCUAUAAUCGUACCAACAAAUUUACUUAUGCAUUCCAAGCCAUUUGUGAUGCUUAUGGUGUUGCAAGAUAUAAAGAGAUUAAUCCUGGUUUACCAACUAUUAUCACUUUCCCUUUCAUGUUUGCUAUUAUGUUUGGUGAUUUAGGUCAUGGUUUUAUAGUAUUUUUAGCAGCAUUGGCGAUGGUUUUGAGUGAAAAGAAAUUAAAUGGAAUGAAGAAAGAUGAAAUAUUUGAUAUGGCUUACACCGGUCGUUACAUAUUAUUAUUGAUGGGAAUUUUUUCGAUGUACACCGGUCUUAUAUAUAAUGAUAUUUUCUCAAGAUCGAUGUCUUUGUUCAAAAGUGGAUGGAAAUGGCCAGAGCAUUUCAAACUUGGUGAGACAAUACAUGCUAAAUCAAUUGGAACUUACAUCUUCGGGAUGGAUCCAGCAUGGCAUGGAACUGAGAAUGCUUUAUUGUUUUCAAAUUCAUAUAAAAUGAAAUUAUCAAUAUUAAUGGGUUAUGUACAUAUGACUUAUUCAUUAUUUUUUUCUUUGGGAAAUUUCAUAUAUUUCAAUUCAUUUAUAGAUAUUAUUGGUAAUUUCAUUCCUGGUAUGUUAUUCAUGCAAAGUAUUUUUGGAUAUUUAGCAUUAUGUAUUGUUUACAAAUGGACUGUUAAUUGGUUCGCAAGUGGUGAUCAACCACCAGGUUUGUUGAAUAUGUUGAUUUCAAUGUUCUUGUCACCUGGUACAGUUGCCGAGCCUUUGUAUUCUGGUCAAUCAACAAUUCAGGUAUAUUUAUUAGUAAUUGCAUUAGUUUGUGUUCCCUGGUUAUUAUUAGUAAAACCAUUGUAUUUAAAAAGACAAAUAGAUAAAGAAGCUAAAUCACAAACAUAUCACUCAUUACCAAAUGAUGAAGAGUCUGGUGAGUCAGGUACAUACGAAGAUUCUCAUGGUGCAAAUGAUGAAGAAGAAGAAGAUCUCGAAGAACAUAACUUUGGUGAUAUAAUGAUUCAUCAAGUCAUUCACACUAUCGAAUUUUGUUUAAAUUGUGUCAGUCAUACAGCAUCGUAUUUAAGAUUGUGGGCUUUAUCUUUAGCUCAUGCUCAAUUAUCUACUGUUUUAUGGUCAAUGACAAUAGGAAAUGCUUUUGGUCCAACUGGAUUCUUAGGUGUAUUCGCUGUUGUAUUCUUAUUUGCAAUGUGGUUUACAUUAACCGUUUGUAUCUUGGUAGUUAUGGAAGGUACUUCGGCAAUGUUACAUUCUUUGAGAUUGCAUUGGGUUGAGAGUAUGAGUAAAUACUUUGAAGGGGGAGGAACUCUAUACGAACCAUUUGGAUUUGUAGGAUUGUUAGAUAAUGUAUUCUAG